AUGGACUCGGAUGACCUUCGGCCACUGCUGGCCUCUUUCAAAUUCCUCAAAGCGCAGUACAGGCAUAUGGAAAAUGAAGCAGAAUUCUUCUAUGAAUCCCUUCGUCUCGGCCAAGAAACUGCAGAGAAGCAGCUGCCCAGCGCCUUGGAGUUUGUCGGGCAGUUUCGCAAGGCGGUGGAGGCACACUCCGCCACUUUGGGUAAGAGGCCAACAACUGCGGACAUUUCCUUGGUGCAUUUGGCGGCCUUGAAGGCCUCGACCCGGGAUGAAGAGAUCACAUGGGGCAACUAUGCCGAAAACGGGGCUUCGAUCAAGUGCUGGAAGUCCAUCUCGGUGAAGCAGUUGACGGAGAUCUGUGGGUUCUUUUGGGGCUUGUCGAAACCUGCCCAAGACGCUCUGCUUUGGUCAAUGCAGAGCGGCAACCGAGCCGUGGACGAGGAUGCCCCUUGUAGUGUGUGUCGUAUACCGGAAGUGCGCAUGCUAACCCGAUCAGUUCAGCCAGGACAUCACUCGCACAGCGCUCUGGCUUCUGCAUCGGUCAACGCCUUCAUGCAGAGGAUGUACUACUCCAUCUCGGAGACGAUGCCAACAGGGCUUGUGCCCAACGCGAUGAACCUGGAGUCUGAAGCGGCGCGCUCUUUGCUGAUGCGGGAACUCAUGAGUCAGGCUUUGGAGGGCCCAACCACUAGACUGGCAAAGCAACCUCGCGACCUGGCAGCGCGAGAGCUUCCGCCUGGAAAUUGGAGCGGGCUGUUUGUGCUGUAUCAAGCGUAUUGCGUCGCCAGCAACGAGCGGCCUGCAAGCCGCACGCUUUUCUACCAAGUCAGCAAGGAGUGGCGGGGGGCCUUGAAGUUCCACCCGAAAUCACAGCACUCCACAUGCCAGACGUGCGAUAAACUGAAGUCCGAGAUGCGGCACGCCAAGAGCUUUAUGCAGCACGCUGUGUCGGCUGAUCGCCUUUUGGGGCAUCUCGCCCGCACCUGGAAGUGCCGAGAAGUGUAUUGGGCUGCUCGCCAAAAGUCUCGCGCUGGCGAUGGCCUCCUGACCCUAAUAUGCGACGGCUAUGACAAAAGCAAGCCGGCGCUGCCGCGCUGGCCACGUGGCCGACCUCCAAAGGGAGGGGUGUUCGAAAGGGUCAACCGCACCUACCACACUGUCCGCGAGAUUAAAAAUGCUCUUAGCGGACAAAUGAUGUCAGCAUUGCUCCAGUCUCACUACUUUGACGAGUGUGCCCACCACCACCUGGUGGUGGGUCACACUCAUGAGGACGUAGGCAACUGGACUUAG
Molecule: messenger RNA, 1287 nt
Organism: Effrenium voratum
Lineage: Eukaryota; Dinophyceae; Suessiales; Symbiodiniaceae
Source: the annotation of a GenBank genome assembly